AUGACAAUGGAAGUCGAUGAGACUCCGAUUGAUGAACACACAGCACGUCAAGCUCGUGUUGCGGCACACAGUCACGUGAAAGGUCUCGGACUAGAUCCAACAACCCGAGAGGCUCUGCCUAAUGCAGGUGGACUUGUCGGACAGACCUUGGCUCGUACCUCAGCUGGUGUCAUUGUUGAUCUAGUGAGGAUGAAAAAUAUGGCUGGUAGAGCAGUGCUGAUCGCAGGACCACCUGGAACGGGUAAAACUGCAAUCGCUUUAGCGAUGGCGCAAGAAUUGGGUGACAAAGUACCCUUCUGUCCUAUCGUGGCAUCUGAUGUGUAUUCCAGCGAAGUGAAAAAGACAGAAGUUCUAAUGGAGAACUUCAGAAGAGCAAUAGGUUUGCGUGUGAAGGAAAAGAAAGAGGUGUACGAAGGUGAAGUGACUGAGCUAACACCGGUUGAAAUGAGUGAACUUUCAGGAAAAACAAUAUCACACCUCAUAAUUUCAUUGAAAACUGCAAAGGGAAGUAAGCAGCUCAAACUUGAUCCCAGCAUCUAUGAUAGUAUUCUUAAACAAAGAAUUGAAGUCGGCGAUGUGAUUUACAUUGAAGCCAAUAGUGGGGCUGUAAAGCGCCUUGGUCGCUGCGAUGUCUAUGGAUCUGAAUUCGAUCUUGAAGCUGAUGAUUUUGUUCCUCUUCCAAAAGGCGAUGUUCACAAAACAAAAGAACUCGUGCAGGACGUCACUCUUCAUGAUUUGGAUAUGGCUAAUGCUAACCCGCAAGGACAGCAAGGCAACCUUGGUCCGCUUUUCAGUCAGUUGUUUAGGCCGAAAAAGACUGAAAUUACAGAUAAGCUUCGUACCGAAAUCAAUAACGUCGUAAAUGAUUACAUAGAUCAGGGUGUAGCAGAAUUAAUGCCAGGAGUGCUGUUUAUCGAUGAAGUGCAUAUGUUGGAUAUUGAAUGUUUCACAUACCUUCAUAGAGCUCUCGAAAGCACUAUUAGCCCAAUUGUUGUUUUCGCGACAAAUAGGGGUAUGAGCAAAGUAAGGGGUUCCGGUGAAAUGUCUCCACAUGGAGUCCCACGCGAUCUUCUGGACCAAACAAACACUGUCGCGAUUGUUAAUGAAAGUAAUUUGAUUUCUUUCAGAUCUGUUGCUCAACUACUAACACCUGCCAGGUUACAAGCACAAGCUAGUGGCCGGGAGACAGUCGAGGUACUUAGAGUUAUUUCGUUCUAG
Molecule: messenger RNA, 1218 nt
Organism: Angiostrongylus costaricensis
Lineage: Eukaryota; Metazoa; Nematoda; Chromadorea; Rhabditida; Metastrongylidae
Source: the annotation of a GenBank genome assembly